Messenger RNA from Metschnikowia bicuspidata var. bicuspidata NRRL YB-4993, 1531 nucleotides. RefSeq names its product methionine aminopeptidase. The record is from RefSeq and is a predicted model, not a curated record. Bases 411 to 1517 code for a protein of 368 amino acids. Gene Ontology annotation, molecular function: metalloaminopeptidase activity. The transcript has a single exon. Gene Ontology annotation, biological process: proteolysis. Lineage: Eukaryota; Fungi; Ascomycota; Pichiomycetes; Serinales; Metschnikowiaceae.
CGUUUUUUUUCCUUUUCCUGGCCUCCUGGUUCUUCUUUAGGCUGUUCUCAUUGAUCCUCUCCAUCGCUUUUCAUUAAUUUCCUCCGUCACUUGUCGCGGGAAUUACCUCGGUCACUCCCGCUUAUUCCGUCACUCCCACUUAUCCCGUCACUCCCACUUAUCCCGUCACUCCCACUUAUCCCGUCACUCCCAGUUAUCCCGUCAUUCCCACUUAUUCCACCCCCAUUCCAUCACUUUUGCCACGAUUUUUGCCCUCGGAUUUUCCUUUCCUCUUGCCAACCCUUCAGUCUCAGUUCCACCAGCCGGCCCAGCCGCGGGCCGAGCCGCACCUCCGCGAAAAAAGAGCAGAAAAUACUGACCUCACGCUACCGAAAAAAGAAGGAUCCAAGCACCAGCCCUGAAACACAAAGAUGGCCACCUGCUCGUCGCCACAAUGCGGCAAGGACUCCGAGUCUGCGUUGAAAUGCCCCGUGUGCUUGAAAAACGGCAUUUCGUCUGUGUUCUGCAACCAGACGUGUUUUAGAGGAGGCUGGGCCAUGCACAAGGCCGUGCACCCAGCAGAGGACAACAAGAAGUUCGACCCGUUCCCCAACUUCAAGUACACAGGGGAUUUGAGGGCGUCAUAUCCGCUCAGUUCUCGACGUGCCGUGCCCCAGCACAUCAAGAAACCGGACUAUGCACAGGACGGAAGGCCCUUGAGUGAAAUCAAAAACGACCGUCUCGGCAAGAUCACCAUCUUGACGGAGUCGGAGAUCAAGAAGAUGCGCAAGGUCGGGCUUAUUUCGCGCCAGAUCUUGGACAAGGUGGCGUCGCACAUUGCGCCCGGCAUCACCACGGACGAGCUCGAUGCCAUCUUGCACAAGGAGUGCUUGCACCACAACGCAUAUCCCUCGCCCCUCAACUACUACAACUUCCCCAAGUCCAUGUGCACGUCGCUCAACGAGGUCAUUUGCCACGGCGUGCCGGACAAGACCGUGUUGCAGGACGGCGAUAUCCUCAACUUGGAUGUGACCAUCUACUUGCACGGCUUCCACUCGGACUUGAACGAAACCUACUACGUGGGUGACAGGGCCAAGGCGGACCCCGAUAUCGUGCGCUUGGUGGAGACCACGCGCGAGUGCUUGGACUUGGCCAUUGCCAUGGUUAAGCCGGGCUUGGUGUUCCGCAACUUGGGCAAUGCCAUCGAGGAGCACGCGCUGAAAAACGGCUGCUCGGUGGUGCGCUCGUACUGCGGCCACGGCAUCAACUCGUUGUUCCACUGCCAGCCCAACAUCCCGCACUACGCCAAGAACAAGGCCAUUGGAGUCGCCAAGCCCGGAAUGGUGUUCACCAUUGAGCCCAUGAUCUGCUUGGGCACAUACAAGGACGUCACGUGGCCGGACAACUGGACCUCGGCCACGCAGGACGGGAAGUUUUCUGCUCAGUUCGAGCACAUGAUGCUUGUGACGGAAGAUGGCUGCGAGGUCUUGACGGCCCGCCUCGACGACUCUCCCGGCGGGGCCAUUCCAAGGAUAUAGAGUAUGAAUACGAC